Beta vulgaris subsp. vulgaris (sugar beet) is the source of this 1281-nucleotide messenger RNA. RefSeq names its product GDSL esterase/lipase At5g45920. The transcript is spliced from 5 exons. Lineage: Eukaryota; Viridiplantae; Streptophyta; Magnoliopsida; Caryophyllales; Amaranthaceae. The coding region runs from base 258 to 968 and encodes 236 amino acids. Gene Ontology annotation, molecular function: hydrolase activity, acting on ester bonds. The record is from RefSeq and is a predicted model, not a curated record.
ACGUUAUGGAUUAGUGACUGGGAUUAUUUGGGAGUUUCUCCUUCACCUCUUUCUUCGUCGUAAUAAUGACUGCUCGUAAUACGAAAAAACUAUUGUAUUUAAUACUCCAUUUCCUCUGCUCUGCAUUUAAACUACUUCAGCUUUAAACUAAUCUUGUUCAUCAAUCUCCAUAAAACAAUCUAUUUCUCAGCAACUCACAAAAAGAAUACAAACACAUCAAAGUCUUUUUGCAGAAGAUUGAGUAGAAAAAAGUAAUCAUGAGGCCCAAAAUUUACCUCUUUGGAGACUCCAUAACUGAAGAAUCUUUCAGUAAUGGAGGUUGGGGUGCUUCUCUUGCCAACCAUUUCUCUCGUACGGCUGAUAUUGUGGUAAGAGGAUACAGUGGGUACAACACCAGAUGGGCUGUGAAAGUAUUAGACAAGGUGUUUCCAGCGAUGGAUGAAGCAGCACCAAUGGUAGUGACAGUGUUUUUUGGCGCAAAUGAUGCUUGUCUUGAUGACCGUUAUGCAGCCUUUCAACAUGUGCCUUUAGAUGAAUACAAGCAGAACCUUCGUUUCAUUUUUUCUUUUCUCAAGAAAAGAUGGGAGACUGCUGUUAUUCUCUUCAUCACACCGCCUCCAAUUGAUGAAGCUGAACGUUUGCUGCACCCUUAUAUUGAGAAUCCAAGUGGUCUGCCAGAGAGGACAAAUAAGGCUACUGGUGCCUAUGCCAAAGCAUGUGUGGAGGUUGCAAGAGAAUGUGCGACGCCGGUUGUUGAUCUCUGGACCAAGAUGCAAGAGUUUUCUGAUUGGAAAAGAUCAUGUCUCAGUGAUGGCCUGCACCUAGCCCAAGGUGGCAACAAGAUCGUGUUCGAAGAAGUUCUCAAGAAGCUGGAGGAGGUGGGAGUGAGUCUAAAAGAGCUGCCUGUUGAUCUUCCACUCUUCUCAGACAUUAAUCCGAAAGAGCCUCUUAAAACUUUCAACAACUGAUGUCAUUUUUUAGUGAGUGUUGAGCCAUUUUUUGUGAUAACAAGACUCUUACUAGGCUUGUAUGGAACCUACUAAGAGCUUUGUGAAUCAGCAUGUAACUAGUUAUCCAUUUCAUGAUGUUAAUGUAAGCAAAUAGCCAAAUAUAAGUGAAUAAACAUGUAUCUCGUCAGUGCAUAUGUUUUUGUCGAAAUGUAUGGAUCUUUUGGAGUAGAUCAUGUCAGUGUCACCAAUUUCUGCGCGUUUAUCAUUGCAAUGAUAUGUAAUUUACAAUUUGUGAUCAAGGAGAAAAAUACAAUACAUUUUUGUGAUGACA